This is a messenger RNA of Hydractinia symbiolongicarpus, 1410 nucleotides long. RefSeq lists its product as uncharacterized. The coding region runs from base 651 to 1385 and encodes 244 amino acids. The record is from RefSeq and is a predicted model, not a curated record. Gene Ontology annotation, biological process: tail-anchored membrane protein insertion into ER membrane. NCBI's taxonomy places the organism in Eukaryota, Metazoa, Cnidaria, Hydrozoa, Anthoathecata, Hydractiniidae. Gene Ontology annotation, cellular component: GET complex. The transcript has 2 exons.
AGACUGUGAUAAAACAUACGCUUAUAAACUUAUUCUAUUUAUUCAGAUUGCUCGCUCAGUUUAAAUUAUUGUAACCUUGGAAGAGCGAUUCAUUGCUUGGGUGUUAUUUUCUCAUUGAUAUAGGCCUGAGAAAGCAAUGGUAAAAUAAGAUACGUGGUGUUAGUUUUCUUCCGAAAAGUAAAAAAAUAAAAAUACACACCAUGGGUGCCAAAUAACGGACCAGAUUUUUUAAUUUAUUUGUAAAAAGUUUUAGGUCACAUGCAGAAGGAGAAGUGUCAAAAUGCUGAAGAGAAGUGUCAAAAUACAGAAGAGAACAAUUUGAGUCAUAGAAGGGAAGUGUUUUUAUAUUAGAGGAGAAUAAACCAUAGGGGCUAUCUAUCAAGUUUCAACGUUUAGCAAAUAUAUGUGUAUAUAUAUAUAUAAUUAGCUUUUUUUGUGUGUGAGAAGCAUUUGGAACGAGUUUGCUUUGAUUGUUUUUCAUAUUUCUUUGAUAGCUAUACAUUUUGGGCCAUUAUCAUUCUUUUGGCACAAAAAAGGUCAUUUGGCUUGGUUUUUGACCAAUAGGAUUAUUUUGGGUCAAACAAACACUGGUCAAAUGUUCUUGAAGCAUUAUUCUUUACAAGCCACAUAAAAAUUCAGUUUAUUAAAAUAUGACAGAUGCACGUAGCGAAGCGAGAAAACGUAAAAUUUUGCAAAAUGCACAAAAGAGGUUAGAAAAGCUGGAAAGUUUAAAAAGAAAAAGUAAGGAAGAAGAAAAAGAUGAUAGUACAACAUCAAUUGAUGUAGAAAUUUGUAAAGUGGAUGAGAAAGAAGUUGAUGUUAAUGAUGAUGGUGUUAUAAAGGAUGAUACUAAAAAAUUGGAGGAAAACACUGUUGAGGAAGACAGUGACAAUGCUAAAUUUAAGGAAUACUUAGAUGUUGACACCAAGGAUGCAACUACGCAGGAAAAACCCAAUGUUAUAGGUGCUGAGCCAAAUAAUGAAGUUGACUUAGAAGCUCAAAAGCCAAGUUGGUUUAUGAGGAAAUAUCGUCAGAUUUUAUUCGCGUUAUUGGCAUGGGUUGUUUAUCUUGUUGUGGUCAAGGAUUUCGAUUUUGUUCUAGCGUACAUAAUAGGUCAGCAAUUACCCAAAUCUGUUUUACCAAAAUUAUUCCUGACAGCAUUUGUGGCAGUGGAAUUGCAAGUUUUAAUUGCAGAUUUUUUCUUUGGAAAAACACAACCGCAUUCUUCAUCAACUGUAAUAAUAGCGUUAAAAUUAUGUGGAGUACCGAAUAGCUUUAUUAAUUUUGCUAGAAAAAUGUUAUCAUGUUUUGCAAACAUUCUGACUGAUUUUUGUACCUAUCUAUUUGUGAUCAUUUUAGUGAAAUGUAUUGAUGACUCUUUAUGAAUAUAUUUAUUAUUUAUAUAUAUAA